UUAUGUCAAUUGAAGUUUGAUUUUGGAAGGGCAUGUUUACAGUUGUGUUUGAAGAUCAGUUUUUAUUUUUCAUAUUUGUGAUAAUAUAAUAUACAUGGAUGAACUGCGAGGGCCUAGCAUACAAGUAGUGCUUCAUGUUAAAGAAGGUCUUGGGUUUGGUUUUCUGAGGACUUCAUUCGUAGUCAGCGGCUCCCUGAAUGGAUAUAUGUUAGAAACAGAUCCCAUUGCACCCUCGCACGCCCCUGUUUUCGACGCGGAACUUGUUUGGGAGGCUGAUAAACGAAGAUUUCGCAGCUUGAGGGUGCAAAAUGUCCCAGUUAAAGUGGAGGUAUUCACAAUGGGCAGUCAGGGUCGGAAGGAUAAAGUUGGGUACUUACUUUUGAGCCUUCUCGGAGCACAACCUUGCCCGUCUAAUAAAAUUAUUGAUGUGAAACACUCAUGGCACAAGUUGCUGGGGGUGAGGAGUGAAGGGAAAUGCUGUCACCCCCAGCUGUUGAUGAGCUUAUCCAUUGAAGAUAGGGUUAACACACCUACACCUAGAAAUGAAUUACGAAUGUUCCACAGUAAUGAAGUGGCAUACCCAACGUAUGCAACUGCAAAUCCACCUGCAGCUAGAUCUAUGCUGUUAACACUAAAUGAAUACAUUGCGGAGAGCAAGAAAACAGUUUCAUCUCCUGAGCUGCAGCCGCAGUUGUUGUGCGAUGAGGGACUCAUACAGAUCGGCGGCGGGCGACAACUGUUCGUCCUCAGCUUUGUUAUUGGCAGCGUUGAAAAUGUUGACUUGUUAUUACCAGAACAAGGAAGGGCGAAGGAUGCAGUUGAUUGUUAUGUAACAUACUCUGUUUUUACACAUAAUGUUAUGACAGACAGGGUAAGGACGUCCACAGCGGGUAGUGGUGUGGGUCUGUCGGCCCACUUCAACCAGCGCACGUCACUACGCCUCGCGUCUGACCUGCCGACUCUCGCGCGGUACUUCGCGGAGUGUUCGUACCUCGUCACUCGCGUGUGUGCGAACGAGAAGGAUAUAGGCAUCUGCAGCAUGGACCUACGUAAACUUAUACCCACAAACGACACAAAACAUUUCGUAGAGAAGUUUUGUAAUACUGACAACGCGUUGACGAUACAAGAGCGUUGCUACAUACUGCGGUGCGACGACGCAAGCGAGUCCAACUCGCGGCGCCCGUACGUCGAUGUGGAGAUGAGUCUCAGAUACGUCGGAGUGAGGGAGAAUGCUCAGAAACCUAAACUAACGGCCCGCAGCGCCACCCACCUGGAGAGCGGCAGGAAGGGACCGGACGUGCAGCAACACGACUCGCUGGAGUUCAAGAGUGGAAGCUGCACCAACAUCGACCAGGACGUCGGCGGCGUCGCCUACACCAACAUGGCCGCCAGAAAUACUGCCAGAUACACAAACGCGUCGGGCGACGCGGUACUCCAGACAAACGAAAUAGCAGAACUGAUAAAGAAGAUGUGCGACUCAUUCGCUCUCAGUCAAGAGAAAUUGAUCGCUUCCCGCUUGAAGCCAACCACGAGCGACGUGCAAGUGCAGUGUCAGGUGGAAGAUAAAGAGGCUGCAGUGAACGAGAGUAAACCUGAAAGUGAACCAAUCAAGUUGGAGACCAGUAAAAGCGAUACUUGCAUAACAAAUAACCACUUUGACAAAGUGAGGAACGUGCUCACGUCUAUGGAUCGCGACGCCAUCAUGCAGAAGUUUGUCGACGAACUCGAAGACUGGAAGGAGAAGCAACAGGAACUGUUCAAAUGUCAGCUUCGAAGAAAAGAAGAAUAUCACUUAGAUCUUCUCGCCAAGGAGUGGGCGAAGAAGCGCGUGGAGUUGGAGUGCAAGCUCAGCAAAGGCAUCGAGCAGUGCCGCAACCUCGCCGCCGACCUCAGCCGCGCCACCGACGACUUCCGCCUCCGGGGAUAUCGGAACACCGAGCGGGAAAAAAAAUUAUUAGAAGCAAAGAAAGCACUAGAGUCGCACUACACGGCGAAGUACCAGGAGUUACGGGACGCGUCGCAGAAGAUGGAGGACGACAUGAACCAUCGCCUCAAGCUCAAGGACAUGAGGAUUGACGAGCUGCAGCUCAGCGUGGCGCAGCUCGAGAAACAGGUGGACGUGUUGAAGAAUAACAUAAAGAACAGUGAGAAGGAAGCCGAAAGCAAAUAUUCAGGGCUGACGAAAGAUCAGACGGCCAGUUUGAUACAGGAAUUGCGUUGCCUAGAGGAGAAGUUGGACAGCGCGGUGCAGUCGAAGUCGUUCUUCAAGGAGCAGUGGGGCCGCGCCGUCCGCGAGCUGCAUCUCCUCAAGCUCAGCACGAGGAGGCAGAUGCUGAGCCAGCUGCAGCAGGACAGGAGGCAGCUUGGACAGAUGGGAUUACAAACAAUAGAAGAUCAAGAAGAAAACAAUCACAAUCCAGUUGACAUAAAGAAAUUGAAAGAUGAUUUUUACGCUGACAUACUUACAAAUAUGCCUACUUUAGAAUCCAACUCAGUCAUAAGUACUACGGGGCCAGAAGGAUUGGACAUAUACGAUAAUAUAAAAAACAUGCCUAAAAAUCCUGUGAAUGAAAAACUGAAUGAGCUGAUAGCGCAGCGCGACCGACUCAUUCAAAACGAAAGUCCAGACGAAGAGUUAAUUAAACAUUUGAACCAUGAAAUUAGGAGUAUGUUGCUUAACUGUGGGAACUAAAUGAAGGCUUUGUUGAAGAGUCUUAUAUUAUAACUAGAUAUUUAUAUUUACCAAAGGCGAGUCAUUGAAUGAUUCUGUACUAUAACAUGGUAUGGGGCAGUUUUCAAUUAAUUUGAAUUUCGUGUAACCGUUUCUGAACUUAGACUGUGAUGAGUAUAUUAUCACUAAACCAUUGAAGCUAUUUGCGUUAUAACAAAUACAUUACGUAUUUUGAUGUUUAAAUAAAAUUGACUAUUUGGUUCAAAGAAUAUUUUAUCUUGAUGUGCAAAUUAUAAUUUGAGUUUUGGGGUUCCCAACAUUGAAAGGAACUUAGGUAACAAGCAAAUUAAUGUCAAGUACCCAGGCCUAUGAUCUCUUUCAUGUAUUAAUAAUUAAACUUGUAAGUAAAUUUGAUCAAACCAUAUUAUCCUUUAUGUUGCAUAUUUUGCAUUUUCACAAGGGAAACCAAUACAUGGUGUAUUUCCCGUUUAUCUUUAGUCAUGGCAUUUAACAAGAAGCAAUGUCUUACAGCAUAUGUCAAGGAAAAAAUCGUAAAUAAGUACUUUAAUAACAAAAAAAGGUUGUUUGUACGGAACAUUGCCUUUGAACAAGAUAAACUAACAAUUCUCUGGAUAUUAUAUUGAUUACCUAAAUUUUUAUCAUUUAUUAUUCUAUAAAAUAUUUUUAAAUACUUGAAUAAAUGUCAGAGAAUUUUGCAGGACCGCUUUAAAGUGCCGAUUGUAUUUUUAUACAUAAUCCUAUCUGAUUGUGACAAAUAAUUACUUGACAGUGUUAAUUUUAUAACUUUUUAUGAUAUGUAUUAUCAAUUGUUAUGUUAUUGUAUACUAGAAUUACCCCAUUUUCACUGUGGUAAAUUGUCAAACAUUUGUUAUAAAAUUAAAUAAAUGUUUGUUAUAUAAUGAUGA
Molecule: messenger RNA, 3597 nt
Organism: Manduca sexta (tobacco hornworm)
Lineage: Eukaryota; Metazoa; Arthropoda; Insecta; Lepidoptera; Sphingidae
Exons: 20
Coding region: 95-2692 (865 amino acids)
Biological process (GO): interkinetic nuclear migration; centrosome cycle; positive regulation of centriole elongation
Cellular component (GO): centriole; centrosome
Source: RefSeq, a predicted model, not a curated record